AUGACUUCCGAACAGCACCCUGCCAUCGACAGUGUGCAGCCUUCUGAUGUUCCUGACGUGAGUCGCAGCCCUCCAGAAGCGAAUAUGGACAAAACAGAUAUGCUAGAGGACUUGGCGGAGAGAGUAGCUGGAAUGGCUUCUGUUUUUGCUGAGGCUAAUGUUGCUAGAGAGAAGGAACGAGAAGCUCUACGUGAGAAACAUGUCCAGGUCCUCACGUGCAUUGAAGAAACGAAAAAUGACGUUGUUGCGGAGACAACGCGGCUGAGGAAAACGAUCGAUUCGUAUGAGGCGAAAAGUGAGCACGAUCUGAAACGACUCGAGCAGGAAAUGAGAACUUUGUUGGAGACCAAGCAUUCGGAGGCGAUGGCGCGCAUUGGGGAACUCGAGGAGAGAGCAGCAGAGGUGGAGAAGGCUCUGGUGGAAGAGAUAGAGAACAGGAAGCGCCAUACUGAGAGCGUUUUGGGAAUGCUGCAACAGAAGGUCAGUGGGGAGGAGGAUGGUCGUUGUUAA
Molecule: messenger RNA, 510 nt
Organism: Perkinsus marinus ATCC 50983
Lineage: Eukaryota; Perkinsozoa; Perkinsida; Perkinsidae
Exons: 4
Coding region: 1-510 (169 amino acids)
Source: RefSeq, a predicted model, not a curated record